Molecule: messenger RNA, 492 nt
Organism: Porites evermanni
Lineage: Eukaryota; Metazoa; Cnidaria; Anthozoa; Scleractinia; Poritidae
Source: the annotation of a GenBank genome assembly
AAGCAGUAUUUUGGAAAACGCUUUGCCACCACAGUUAACACAACGAUAACGAAAGCACAAGAGCAGGUCAUCUCCCAUGUGGAGCCUUCGCACAAACAAGCAAACUGGGUAUGCUGUCCUGAAAUUUUGAACAUUUACCCAACUGUCUAUCCAGUGUGCAACAACAAAGACUGUCACAAGAAAAUUAGUGAAAACCCUGGGUCCAAGAUUGUUCGUUGUCUACACUGUAACAGAGCAAUGCUUCUGAAGAACUGCUAUAUUGAAAUGAACGUUAACUUUCAUCUAGAAAAACAGGACAAGCACUUUUCAGUGACAGCAUUUCCAAAGAUUGUGGGGAACUUCCUCCAAGAAGACAUCUUGCAGUACAAAGACAACAUUGACGAUCUAACUGAGAAAUUGCUGUUGCUCGAAAAUGUAGAUUUUGAGCUUUCUCAGAACAACAAACUUGUUAUAAGUAUGAAAGCCCAUGCCUCAACUUCACAGGAAAAGUGA